UCGUCCUUGGGUUGCAGCCGCUCGCCCAACGCUGCAGCCAGCCUACAGCAGCCUAGGGGUGCACUUCCUCACCUCCUCGCUGAAAUUUGUGUGUCACAUGUUUGUUGUCUUUGCAAAAUGGAUCUGAGGGACGAUUCAGCUGAGCGAACGCCGCUACUGCAGGAGCAGUCUGAUUCAUCGUUUCCGAGCUACAACGUCCAAGCCAGGGAUGAACUGCCACCACCCUACAGUCCUCAGUACGCCACCCAGGGGAAUAUUGUUCCAUGCAGAGUCUGCGGCUAUGUCAUUGACAUCACCAAUCGACGAGACCAACAUGUGGUCAAGUGUUCUCGCUGUAAUGAGGCUACGCCGAUCCGCCAUGCACCUCAUGGCAAAAAGUAUGUGCGUUGCCCAUGUAACUGCUUACUGAUCUGCAAUGUAACAUCACAAAGGAUAGGCUGUCCGAGGGCCAAUUGCCAUCGAAUCAUCAACUUGGCUCCCAGUACGACCAACAUUCCUCCUGCCUCUGUGCCUGGACUUUGUCGAGUAUCCUGCGUUCAUUGCCAGCAAACUUUUUUGUUCAACACACUGAACAAUGCUCUGUCUCGAUGCCCUCACUGCAGAAAAGUAUCAUCUGUAGGGCCGCAGUUCGCCCGCACAAGAGGAAUUUUGUCGCUUAUCUUGGCUCUGGUUAUCUUAGCCAUCACACUUGGAAUCACACUUGGGACAUACCAGUAUGCUGUUGAAAAGAAGGGUAUUUACGUUGUCUAUGCUUGUGGCCUGAUUGCAUUCCUCCUGUUCCUGCUGCGCUCCCUUUAUUACCUCACCAUGAGGGUGUCUCAUAUUGAAGAGCCUGCGUGAAGUUUGAGUAAUCAUGGUGUCAAUGACAAGGCAUUGAAAGCCUUUUGAAAGUGGCUGCACCUUAUGCUCUGGUAUAUUCCUCCAAUAGCCCCUUCAUCCAGGUCUGAAAGCUGGAAGAAUUUUGACACUUCUUUUCUUGUCAUUUUUCUUUGUGUGUGCUGCAAUUGUGUACAUAAUAACAUUUGCCUUUUUAAGCAGUGGUAAGGUAGCUCUGUGGUGGGCAUUUUUUAGUUCUCGCAGAGGCCCCAGAUUGAAUGUGUGUUUGUUUUGUGACAUGUACUGCCUUUUCCUAUGUAAAAUUUGCUUUGCUAUUAAUUUUUGGACUGAUUGUUGAAUGGGAAAUAAAAGCACUGAAUUUUUCCCGACUUUGUAGUACAGGCAUGGAUGUGACAUGUUAUAUUUUGCUUCCUUUGACCAAGUGCUAUAAUGUAUUCUAGCUUAACGCAAUGCAAACCAGUAAAUAGUGGCGUAGUUACAUGCGUUGUUUGGACGGGGCCAGAUUCUGCUGAAAUCGCAUUAACUUUAGUGUAUCAUGGCCCAGUCAUUAAAAAUGGGAUGGGAUGUAACAAAGGGACUAUCUAAUUCUUCAGGCUUAACUUUCCGGUACCAAGAAACAAGCAAGCUAGUAGACUGAUUUUGGGGAGAAUGCUUCUUCAGAGAAAAGUAAAAAGAAUUCCGUUCCUGUUGUCUGUGGGCCCUUCUCAAUACUUUUAUCGACUUUAAACAGGCCUUAUAACUUGCUAGCUAGAGGUUGUUCCUAGGCAGCAUUGUUGAAACACGAUUAAGAAUAUUGUAACUUGUCUGACUGCUUGUUAACCAAGAACAUCUCAUAAGGCCAGUUGUUAACAUAGAUAUAUACCUCUCCAGUUGACAAAAUGUAUGAAUUUUAUUGUUUUUAAAUACUGCUGUGUGGCACUAAGAGCAAGUCAUUUUACAUGCAUUGAAUAGCCAUAUUGUACUCAGUCACAUUUCUGAGAUUGUAUCUAGUUUUGAUGACAUGACCGCGGCACUUUGGGUCCAGAAAUUUGGUACUAUAGUCAGUGAUGUUUGGUGUGGUUUGUUUAUUCUUUGCUAUUGUGUUCUGGCUGUCAUUGGAAGACUGAAGCGUUGUUUUGGCUCUGUGUAUGACAGAAAAAGAAAGUAUGCCUUGAAACUGGUGCUAUGGAGAGUGAGAGACUGUCUUACUAGGGUAUCAUCAUGGAUGUCAGCUAAUUGUUGCACAUGUGGAGAAUGCUGUAUGUUGUGGACUGAGGACUGCAUGGUUUCUUGACAGCUUCUGCAUGAAAGGCAUGAAAGGCCUAAAGUACCUGUCGGGAAAAUAGAUGAUCUUGUGCACCUGUACCUUCGAUGCAUGAAACUGCGGUAGCAAAAAAAGCCCUUGUGGUUAGAUUAUUGUCAAAGAAAGGUUGACGCUCCUCUUUGCAGGAGAAUGUUCCAUCGCCAUUUCAUAAUGCACACUGAUACCCAGGUCACGUGUAGUAGAGGUUCCAGCUGUGAAUUUAUUUAGAGCUUUUUGGAAGUGUUUUAUUUUUGGCAUGGCAAAAAAAGUUUUGUUCUUUAUCUGGAGAUACAUGCUUUUUAGUACAUAUUUGCUUUUUUUCUGUGCUGUAUUGUAUCAGUACAUAUUUUUAAAUAAAUUUUCUCCAGGCUGUGUGCUCUGCUGAAGUUGGA
Messenger RNA from Rhipicephalus sanguineus (brown dog tick), 2511 nucleotides. RefSeq names its product type I phosphatidylinositol 4,5-bisphosphate 4-phosphatase-B. NCBI's taxonomy places the organism in Eukaryota, Metazoa, Arthropoda, Arachnida, Ixodida, Ixodidae. Gene Ontology annotation, biological process: phosphatidylinositol dephosphorylation. The record is from RefSeq and is a predicted model, not a curated record. Bases 118 to 840 code for a protein of 240 amino acids. The transcript is spliced from 8 exons. Gene Ontology annotation, molecular function: phosphatidylinositol-4,5-bisphosphate 4-phosphatase activity. Gene Ontology annotation, cellular component: phagocytic vesicle membrane; plasma membrane; lysosomal membrane.